UUAUCAUGAUUAAAUUUUAUAGAAAAGUGUACAGUAUUCCAUCAUCUAUUUUCAAAAUAGAAAUGAAAAUGGCGGGCUAAGCAUAUAGUCUCUGUGUGUUCAAAUCUCACAAGCACUCGCACUUGCACAAAGAAAAGCAAGCAGAGAGCGUUUGAGAUUGGGAUGAAGAACAGCGUAGGAGAAAUUACGAGGAAGAAAAUGGAGGAACUUAGAUUGGUUUGUGACAGGGAGAUUCCAAUUCAGCAGCAGAAAAUCGAUGCUGCCACUCGCUCCUUCAAAAAAUCCCUCGAUUCAACCAAGGUCCAAGCACAAGAAACUCUUCAAUUCCACGCAAAACUUGGCAAAUUAAAAGUUGAGCUGAGGGAGUUGGAAGACAAAUUGGUGAAAGCACUUGCAGUUAAGACUCGAAAAGAGGCAAAGCAGAUAGCAGUAGCAGACUCAAUAUCUGCUGCAAAAGAUAGAGUUGAAGAACUUAGAGUGGUUGUGAAAAACCAAAGGGCCAGUAAAGAUGAAUAUGCAGCCAUAAUAUCUAAACAAACUGAUGAACUCAAAGCAUGCGAAGAAAAGCAUAAUCAGACUGCUGAACAGAGAGAGGAAAUAGAAGAGGCUAUUGUGUGGUACAAUAAGGUGCUCGGAUUACAUAUUGAAUGUGGCCAUGGAGUGAAAUUCAUAUUUACCAAUAUUGAUGCCAAUAAUCAGGAUAAGGAGUACAUUUUUACUGUACGUCAUGAGAAUGAUGUAUAUACUCUGAUUGAUUGUGAUCCACAACUAAAUGAUGCAAAAGAGCUGCUCAGAGAGUUAAAUACGAGCAAUGGACUGUUCAAGUUUGUCAGGACUAUGAGAGAAAAGUUUCAAGCAGCCAUAACACAUGGGACAUUUCCUGACAUAGCAUCUCAUGAUCAAGACACUUUCAUGAUCUCUGUGUCUGCCCCCGUUUCUUUCAAUUCAACUGAUAGUAGAAGUGAGUUUUUAUCCCAGCAACAGGAGCAUCAAUCUGAUGAACAUAACAGAAAUUCCAAGAAACUUGACCAUGCCAAAGGGAGUAGGGCAGCAGUCCUAUCUCCUGGAUCUGCAUCAUCCCUCCGUCGUUCUCCUCGUUUUAAGGAGAAGAAAGAGAAAAAGCAAAUGGGACAGUAAAGAAACACUCAAAUUGAAUGGUCACACCCUCGUAGACACUUGAGCAACAUCAUUUUCCACUUUGCCGCCAUCUGGCAAGGUCAAAAGAUGAUAAUGGUUAUGCAGUUACCUUUUCGUUUGAAGUUGCUUACUGCUUAGCCAACAAGUUCUCUAGUCGUGAUAAGCAAAAACUUGAUUUGCUUCUACGUGAAGGUUAGGAUCAGUAACCAGUCAAGUCAGAUGAAUACCUGACCAGAUGUUCAAUGCCUUGCUGUCUUUGCAAAACAUUUCUCGUGGCUGACUUCAAGCUCUGUUGAUUUUUCUCCACGAUCCGUCAUUUGACUUUCGAGUUAGUCAUUUUAUUAUGCUUGGUAGCUAUUUACGGUCUUCACUUUUCUUUUUUUCUCCCCACAGAAGACAGAUCCUUUUUUCUUUUUGUACAUUGUAAUGUAUCAUCAAAUGUUUGUAUUGUAGAUUCUGCAUUCUUUUUACACGUUUCCUUUGAUCUCUUA
Molecule: messenger RNA, 1628 nt
Organism: Solanum dulcamara
Lineage: Eukaryota; Viridiplantae; Streptophyta; Magnoliopsida; Solanales; Solanaceae
Product: kinetochore protein SPC25 homolog
Exons: 9
Coding region: 163-1137 (324 amino acids)
Biological process (GO): chromosome segregation
Cellular component (GO): Ndc80 complex
Source: RefSeq, a predicted model, not a curated record